ACGCGAAACCCCUCGGCGAGUGGAUGGUUGAGCAGCUGAAGCCAUCGGAAGGCAAUCGCGACCCAGUAUUUCAACCCUACGUCUUCAAUUGCAGCGAGUUCCGCUCUUUCGUGUGACUUCUUCCCCGUAUCCGAGAUCGGAUUGCAGAGUUGCGAAUUAGAGUGUGUGCGGAUUUCAGGGCACGAGUGGCAAAAAGUGUGGCUUCUUGUGGCAAAGAAUAGAGACAAGAAAUGGGCGAAUAGGUGGGCGGAAAGAUGAUGGAAGGCAGAAAGAAAAAUUACACAGUUUCUUGUGUGCAAAUCUCAUUUGAAGACUUGGUGACUCGACGACGGAAGUGAUUAUAUGUGACGCGUCUUCCUGCCACUGUUCCUCCCCUUCUGUGCAAAAGAGGUCGAAGGUUCGAUAAACUAUACUCAAAGGGGUGGCGCGACGAAAAUUCGCUGAAGUUUUCACUUUUCAAUUCACGGGAGACGACAGAGUUCCUCUAGAGAGGGAGAAAGAAAAAAAAUCUUGAAAAAAAAACAAGAGGCGCGCUGGCGGCCAAAAAAACCCAAUGAGAAAACAUGAAGAUGUAAUGGGAAAAUAAAAAUGAUUGCUGUACUUUUGAAUUAUCUGCCAGUGGAUUAUUCUCUGUGAAGAGGACGUGAGAUAGAGAAGAAAUAUUCGCAAUAAAUGAAAUAAUAAGAGUGGCACUGAAGAGGAAUCGCAUAUGAAAAAUAUACUGGAAAAUUCUCGCUUCGAGCUCAGUGUCUGCGGGAGUGUAAAAUAAUAAUAAAAAAGAGUGAAAUAGCUGAAAUAACUCAAGUGUAUCAGAUUUUAUUUCCUUUUGCUAUUCUCUAUACAGCAAACUCUCAGGGCCUCAUUGACGAACUGCUUGGAGAGCGUCUUGGUCUGGGUAAUAUUUUUUUCCCACCCUCGAGGGGACAUUCUUUUGGGGUGGCAAAAGAAGUGGAUGAUUGCGAUAAAACACAGAGAGUGGUGAAAAAUAAUACAGUGGGAAAAUAAUAAAAACGACGAGGAGGGCGAAUCUGAAUGGAUAAUUGCGGACAAAGGAGCCACUAGAGAAAUGCCAUUAACCCAAUUACUCGUCGUCGCUGUUCUGCUGACACUCCUCGACGGCCUGGCCGGAGCUGGAUACCGAAAAUGUCCAACAGAAUGUGCCUGCAGUUCCGAUAUCAAAGGACGCCACCAGACCGUCUGCACAGGAGGCGGAAUGAAUGAGAUUCCUGUGACGUCAAUCGACAAAGACACUCAGGUGAUUGUGAUCCGAGGCCCCAGGAAUCACAUUAGCAUCGGUCCCAUCUUCAAUGACUUCCGCUACCUCGAGGUGCUGCGAGUCACAGACUCCCUGGUGCCAGCCAUCGGACAGCACACCUUCUGGGGCGUUGUGAAUCUCAAGGUGCUCGAUUUGAGUCGGAACAACAUCACCAGCAUUCGGGAGGACAAUUUCAGGGGUCAAGACAAUCUGCUGGAAUUGGACUUGUCCGGGAACAAGAUCGUCCGGAUUCCGAGUGCUUCGUUCAGAUACUUGAACGAACUCCGAACGCUGAAUCUGGCUGAGAAUUUCCUUGAAGAGCUCGUUCCACGACAAUUUCUCAACCUGGCCAGCCUCAAGUGGCUGGAUUUGAGCGAGAAUCCUCUGGUGGAUCUCAAGCCGGAGGUUUUCAGAGAUGUGCAGGAACUGAAAGUUUUCCGAUGUCGCCGAUGUCAGCUGAAGACAGUGAAUCCCAUGCUGUACUCCUUGCUUAGGCACCUCACUGAACUCGAUUUAGGAGACAAUCUGUUCAGAUUUUUAGACAAGGAAGAGUUUACGUAUCUGAAGCGCCUGCGGACACUCAAGUUGGAUGGGAAUCAGCUCUCAGUACUCGUGGACUAUUUGUUUGAGGGCCAGAGGAGCCUUCAGCACUUGGACGUGUCACACAAUCGCAUCGUGAAGGUGUCAAGCAAGUCCUUUGAGAACCUCAACAAUCUCACCCACCUGGAUCUCUCGUACAACAAGCUGAUGGGCUUGGAUAUGGACACAGUGACGCCCCUAACCAGCCUCAAGGUACUCAACAUAAGUGGUCAUCUGCAGCUGGAUCUAGUCGAGAGCAAAUACGCCUUUCAGUUGCUGGGCAGCCUGACGACGCUCUCAGUGGCUGAGAUGGGAUAUCUGCCGGCCACUCUCCUGGACAGCGUUCCGCACCUGCGGGAUCUCAACAUCUCAGGCAAUCACCUCAACGACGCCAGUCUGCAGAUGCUGGGACGCGUGUCUCAGCUGCAACGUCUCGACUUGUCGCGGAAUCAGAUCAAGGGCAUCGAUAUGCGCAUCGUGAACCUCCUGGUGAAGAUGCAGGACGUGGACUUGGCGUAUAAUCCCAUCACCUGCGAUCGAUGCCACAUGGGCGCUCUCAUCGACAGGGCUCACACGCUCAAGUGGAGCAAACUUCCCAGUUGUUUCCUGCCCGAGAGCCACAGAGGCACACAAAUUUCCGACAUUGAUGGCGCCGGACUGGACUUCUGUAUAUCUGUGGACGAGGAGGAGGAUGAGGACACGAAUGCCGCAAGCACGUCUCGGAACAUCCUCAGUCAAGGCAGCCUCAAUAUUUUAGCCCUAAUAGCGGGAUUAGUGUUCAUCAUCCUCGCGAUGUUCAUCCUGAGCAUCGUCGUGUGCUACUCACGCCACAGGGCCAGAUACUACACUCACGAGGACAAGAGAGAUCUCGGCGCCACGGAGAAGAGCAUCGAUCCUCCGGCCACGAUCACCAGCAACGAGAUCAACUUCAAGUUCCCCAUCGACGAUCACGUGUGCAUCACGGACGAACUGUGUCUGCCACCGCCGCCGCCACCGCCCAGCAAGCAGGCGCCGACUUUGGGAUGAGUGGAGCCGCGUCCCGAGGACUCGGGCGAGCUGUUCAGCUUGUGAGUUAGACAUUCACGUGAUAUGUUAGCUUCUUAAGAGGGCAUCACGGGGCGCGUCUCUCCUGUGCGGAGAAUAUCACACAGCGUUUUCCAAGGAGGAGCAAUUUUCGCAGAGGGGAAGAAAUUGGUGGGAGAAAUGCAAAAAUAACGAUAAUAUUGGAAUGUUUGCGCCAUCUGUUCAGUGAUCGUUUCAGCUUUAAUUUAGUCCAUACAAAACUCUGGGUGUCACAUUUCCAUAAUCACUGAGAGUGUUAUUUGCAAAUAUUCCAACAGUCGCAUUAUGCAUUUUAGAGACUCUGCAGAGAGAUGCCAUAUUAGAUACAUCUACAUAAUAGAAAGCCAAAAAGGUUUCAUCCGGCUUGAAGGACCAAAAAAUAUAUACCACAAAUGAUGAGUAUAAAUUUCUUCCUCAUUAGCCAGAGACGAAGACCCGCCGAGAAAAUUGCUUCUCAAUGCGUAUCUUAACCAAAGUCUGAGCCACUUUUUUCCUAGGAUUGAUGCCCCCAAAUUUUCUGUAUUUGUAAGUGUAUGAAAUUUAUGAUGACUAUUUACUUUUCCUUCACCCCUCUUCCUGACAUGUGUAUUUUUUGAGCAGUGGUAAUUACCUUAAUUGUAAUAAUUUUCUACUGUGGAGGUUUUUCGUGUUGGAUGCUCUCUUGUUUCACGGCAUUUCAUUAUCCAUCUCUAUCAUUUUCAAUGGCUUUUGUAAUUAAUUCAGCUCCGUCGCUUGAGCCGCAGAGGGGAAACCCUCAAAAUUCUCACUCAAUUUGAGGUGCACCUCCGGAGGAGCGAAAAGGAACUGCGGAGUAUGAUUUAAUGAAUUGUGAGCUGAAUGCCAUCACACUUUAUUGUUAUUGACACAGAGCCAGUUAGGCAAGAAGUGGAGUUAAAAGGAAAGAGAGUGGAUUUUCCCGCAGGUGAAAUAUCAAACUAAACAUAUAAAUAAUAGUAGUAAAUGUGUAGUUAUAAAGAGGAGAACUUUGACAUGAAAAUGGCUGAGUGGAAAAAGAGAGAGAGAGAGAAAAGCUUGAAGACAUUGAGAUGAGAUGUAAUGAUGAUAAAAUAUAGUUGUAGAUGAAGAAAAGAGAUUCAAUUGGAAAAAAAUGAAAAAUUAUUGUUAAUUGUUUGGUGCCUUUUUCAAAAGAAACGACGAUGACUCGCGCGAGUAGGAGAAAAAUGUUGAACCAUCACGACCACCACCCUUAACCACAUUCACACAAGCUCCAACCCUGACUAACAGGGAUGAAAGGGAGUGGAAAAAGCCAUUCACGGGCGAUAAAAGAUCACUACAUGACAAGUAUUUAAAUAAUAAUGAAGAGAGAAAAAAGUACGAGAAGACUUAAUGAAUUAUUAAAGGAAGUCAUUUUCAUCCAAUAGAAGAGAAAAAAAUAUAUAGAAUCACCGUUGUACAUUUAGGAAGGUAAGAUAGUGAGAAAAGUUAUAAGAUAAUAUUUAAAUUAGGAGAUGAAAAUGUACGAGAUUGUAAUUUUAACAACACACUCUUUAGAUCUUCAACACCCAGACUCUCAAUUUCCCAUUUGUGCAGAUAAUUUCCCAUCCGAAAUCCCCACAUCACCUCAUUUCCCCGCGCGCACACACACCGCAUUUUCUUUUUAAUAUGAUAAAUACCAUGUUUAUUUAAACAGAUUAGGAGCGAGACUCCUUCUGCUGAGAAGCACGUGAGAUUAACUCUCGGGGGAGGAACAUUUUUUCCCUCUGCCGCAGAGAGUGAAAAAUUGUAUUAUGUAAAAUUUAAGUGUGCUGAAGACAAGUUUACUGUAAGAAUUACACAGACAUAAAUUUUAUGUUGAAGAAUGGGCGAAAUGGAGUGGCUCGUUCUGUCUUUUUUUUUCUAGGUGACAAACCAUGAGAUUAUACUUUGCUGUAAUAUGGAUUUAAGUCUAAUAAAGAAUACAU
Phlebotomus argentipes is the source of this 4818-nucleotide messenger RNA. Its product is annotated as insulin-like growth factor-binding protein complex acid labile subunit. Gene Ontology annotation, molecular function: protein binding. The transcript has 8 exons. The coding region runs from base 1067 to 2860 and encodes 597 amino acids. The record is from RefSeq and is a predicted model, not a curated record. Lineage: Eukaryota; Metazoa; Arthropoda; Insecta; Diptera; Psychodidae.